Molecule: messenger RNA, 474 nt
Organism: Brenthis ino (lesser marbled fritillary)
Lineage: Eukaryota; Metazoa; Arthropoda; Insecta; Lepidoptera; Nymphalidae
Source: the annotation of a GenBank genome assembly
AUGCCUCGACUUGGCAUCGUCUUUUUACAAGUUUUUUUAGCAUUUCUUGUCGUACAGUGCUCCGCUCGCAGUGUGGAGAGUACUAAUGGCGUUCUAAUACAGAGACUUAAACGAUCAUAUUAUGAAUGUGAUCCACCACCACCGGCCCCGCAGCCACAUUGGCCACCACCUCCGCCACAUUGGCCACCACCACCACCGCCGCCGCCGCCGCCGCCACCACCACCACCACCACCACAAGGAUAUUGGCCACCACCGCCACCACCACCACCACCAUUCUGGCAUCAUCAACACCAUCAUGGCCAUCACGGCCACGGAUUUGACAAAGACGACUUUCAACGACUAAACAGUCAAAACCAGGGAGACGUUGCGAUUCCUUGUGACACAUGUCACAAGCAGAACACAGCGGAAAGUAACUCAUUCAGUGUUAAUGGCAACGCUGUAGCUAUUGCCAUAGCCAAAGCUAGUGGUAAAAGA